Molecule: messenger RNA, 1693 nt
Organism: Brassica oleracea var. oleracea
Lineage: Eukaryota; Viridiplantae; Streptophyta; Magnoliopsida; Brassicales; Brassicaceae
Exons: 7
Coding region: 90-1535 (481 amino acids)
Biological process (GO): mRNA catabolic process
Molecular function (GO): demethylase activity; mRNA binding
Source: RefSeq, a predicted model, not a curated record
AUACGCUAGUAUUAUUCCAUCCAUUGGUCAGACAUAACUUAAGUUUCCGGUGAACCUUAAACCUCAAAAACCCUUUCUCUCAUUUCGUGAUGGCUGAAACGCCGGCAUCUCCUAUCAACGGAUCUGUUUCUGCUCCGCUUCUCCUGUCCGAUUCGGCGGCCAAAGACGUGAUGAUCACUUGGUUUCGCGGCGAGUUUGCGGCGGCUAACGCCAUAAUCGACGAGCUAUGCGGCCACUUAAUGCAGGUGAGCGAAUCAGCGGGGGAGGAAUACGAGGGCGUGAUGGCGGCGAUUCAUAGGCGGAGGAUGAACUGGAUCCCAUUGCUCCAGAUGCAGAAAUACCAUCCUAUCUCUCAAGUUACGCACCAGCUGCAAACCGCGACGGCGGCCAAGAUCAACAACAACAACAACAACAACAACAAACUCAUCAUGAUCGAUCCUGUAGAUUCAAUGCUCGACGAUGAUUCUCCUACUAGCGAUAUCACUGAUUCCGGAUCUCGAGAAGAAGAGCGUGUGGAGGAGGAAGCCAUGACAAUAUGUUGCAAGCACGAAGAAGAAGAAUGUGAAUCUCGAGCUUCUUCACUCAUCAAGCAGUCCAAGCGUUUCUCGGCCAAGGAACAUGUUCGAGGACAUACGCAGACAAAUGUCGUCAAAGGCCUAAAACUGUACGAACAUGUGUUCACUGGAACUCAACUCUCCAAGCUUUCGGAUUAUGUGAAUAGACUCCGGGAGGCUGGUCGGAAUCAGGAACUUCCAGGGGAGACGUUUGUUCUGUUCAACAAGAACACGAAAGGGACCAAAAGAGAGCUUAUUCAGCUUGGAGUUCCAAUUUUUGGGAACACCACAGAUGAACACUCAGUGGCACCUAUCCCAACCAUUCUUGAAAGUGUGAUUGAUCAUCUUCUUCAGUGGCGUUUGAUUCCUGAAUACAAACGACCCAAUGGCUGUGUGAUCAACUUCUUUGAUGAGGAGGAACACUCCCAACCAUUCCAGAAACCACCUCACGUGGAUCAACCCAUAUCCACUCUGGUCUUGUCUGAAUCAAACAUGGUUUUUGGACACCGAUUUGGGGUCGAUACUGAUGGCACCUUCAGGGGCUCACUCACUCUCCCACUAAAGGAAGGGUCGUUGCUGGUGAUGAGAGGUAACAGCGCUAAUAUGGCUAGGCAUGUAAUGUGUCCAUCGCUAAACAAAAGAGUCGCAAUCACUUUCUUUAAACUCAAACCAGACUCCAGUUGUAAGGCCCAACCGCCACUAACCAUGAACCAUGUCACCCUGUGGCGGCAAGGCACUCCAGCUCCCCCGGUUUUAAACCCAUUCAGCAUGGUCAGAGCUCCGUUGGUGAUGCUAGCUCCGGCUCCCAAGAGGCUAGACGCUGGCACUGGAGUUUUCUUGCCGUGGACACCUCCGCCAGUGUCAAGAAAACCAACAAAGCAUCUCCCACCGCGCGUCCAGAGGUUGCGUCUCCUAUCAUCAGCUGCAAAGUCGGUGGCUGAUCGUGAAGCCUCGUCAUCACCGGAGAUCGGAGUGAUCUGAGUCGGAAAGUGUCACACACGUUAUCUACGAAGUCAGCAGAGUUUUUUUUCUUUCUUUUGGGAUUUCCUUGAUAUCGUAUACUUCAAGUUUGGUGUUUUUUUCUUGUUCAUUCCUAACCUUUUCUUUCGUUUACCUAAUUUUACUACAUUAUUAUGCUA